GUAAUCGGAAUCCUCUCAGUGGGCGAUGGCCGCGGUGGCCAUUUUGUGUGCGGCCUGAAGUGGAAACUCGAGCCGCUAUUAGCGAAAUCUAGGCUCACGGACGAAGAAAAGCAUCAACUUCGGGAGGGCAUCACGUUCAACCUCAACGACGGUUUUUCGGAGAGACUGCUCGCUGGGAAGGGUUCGCCCUCUCGAGAAGACGUCGCGCGUGCGUUGCGCCGCUUUUUGCGAGAGAAGUUAGUGCGACGUAGACUCGUGGGUGAUGCGGGUAGCGAGAACCUCGCCCUUGAGGAUUGGCGGCCGAUCAAUCGCAGCGGUCGAGAAGUCACGACUCUGCCAAGGGGAAAAGCGGUGUACCGCUUGGAGAGACGUUUUCUCUCAGUUAAAACUAUCCAUAAGCGUUUGCGCCGAAUGCCGUGUUUCGCGCGGAUGCCGCUUCAGUUUUUGCUCGACGAAAUCGACGAAGGCAUGGCCAAUACGCCGGCAUCUGUCUAUAGCGGACGGAGUCCAAACCAGACCUUCUGGGGACUAGAGGAGGCAACUGUUGAAACAACUCAUCCCGAUGACUUUGCUGCCGCUGGACUGGUUCAUAAUACUGAGUACAACAUUGGCCAUCUGACCGAGUGCCGACUGCGAAUUCAAGGGGAAAUCAUGCGAAUGCAGCUUGAGGACCAGGAUUAUCGAAAGGGGGUCGAUAAAAUCAUCGCAAACUGUCGAGCGCAGAUUCGCGAAAAUGACACGGAUGAACGAGACGUAGGACAAGAGGUCGAGUAUCACAAUCUGAAGUCCGGACAGUGCACCAGAGGAGUUAUCCUUGCUAAACAUCUGAAGCAAGGAACCCAAGCGUUCGAGUACACGGUGAGAACACACGGGAGAACACUGCAUGCCGUUCCCCCUACUUCUCUUUCGACGGGGAUUAAUUUUGAUCACUUCAACGAUAUUCCUCUAGACUUGCAGCCUCUCGUUCCGAGCGACUUCCAAGUUGGAGGAAGAGCGCAUAAUGCACACAAACGGUGGCUGGAGGCAAACGAUUCCUCUGAUGACGUCGAGCUGCGGGCUCCGGCCAAGGCUUCUAGUCACGAGGCUGGUCCGUUUUUCUCCUAUUCAGCCCCCGGGGAGGGGACCGCAGCAAGACGAAGGACUGCUGCUAAAUCAUCGAAGAAACUCCCAGUCCACGAGGCGGAUGAUGGGGAUUCUAGUAGUUCACUAGAGAUGACAGGUGACGAAAAGGAGCAGGACGGAGUGGAAGUGGAAGAGGAUGAGGAGGAAAAAGAACCACAGCCGCCACCUCUUGAGGAUCUUGAUCUCGCGGAAAAUCAGGAGCAAGAAGAUGAUCUUCUUCAAUCUGGCUUAGUCCAAAUCGGGGCAGUUGGGGAACUUCUGGAGGAUCAAAAGGAAUUCGCAGGAGAUAGCGUUUUCGUACAAAUCCAGCAAGAAGACGAGUCUCGAGACGGACAAAACGACCUGGAUAGCGAGGAAGAGACAACUCCGGCAUUAGAAGAACGAUGGCAGUCAGAAUUUGUACUUCCGACGCGUGCUGACCGCAGAGCACUCACGAAGAUACUGGCGAAGGAAAAGACCGGAUCGCUUCCCGAAAGUAGCGUUGCGUUUGGUACUCUCACGAGCGUGCUUAUGCGGAAACGUGAAAUUCGGUUCACUCCGGAGUCAAUCGAGAUGUAUAGCGGGUGGUCUGAUGAACGUAAGCCGCUAUCGAAACCAGAAUUCCAAGAUGAGACUCUUGUCUCUUGGGGAGUGCGCAAAGUGCAGUUCGUGAAGAAUCAGGAGGAGUUCACUGAUCAUGGGGGACAGUUUUUGAUCCGCUUUGUGAUGUGGAAUCUAGAUCCGGAGAAGUCGUACGAAGAGCUGAACCUCAUGUCCAUCUUCGAUCCCCGCGCCAAGGCACGUCCCGAAGUCACAGAGAGACUCCUAGGAGCGCUGAAGCAUGCGGACACCGACCACAGCUUUGCGGACUCACCAGAGGGACUCGAUAAUAAGAAACUGCUACUGCGCGGCCACCUGAAGGAGUGGACCCAGAUGCUCGAAGAAGGCUUAGUCCAGCGCUUUGUGCCUGGAGUGAAGCAUUCGGACGAGCGAGUUCUUACGGCUCGUGCAAUCUGCGACCUGAAGAUGAAAACUCCGCGGCAUUUCACCGUUGCCAUUCGAGUCGUCCCGGGAGGGCACAACUCGUCAGUAUCGGCCUCGGCCGAGAGCCCUACCAUGAGCGAAGUCGAGUGCAGACUAGUGUUGAAUUCUGUGCGUCACGUCCGAGGAAAGAAGGUGAUCAAGUCGGGAGAUGUACCGCGCGCAUUCUUGCAGAACCAUAAGCUCAAACCCGAGAAUCGGCCACGCUUCAAGUACCCACACAACGUGCACCAAGAGUAUGUGAACAAGGAAGUCAAGUCGAGACUCGGAGUUGGACCGGGAGACAUCCUCAUCAUGUUGAUCAGUCUGUACGGUCUGCGGGAGGCGGCGUUGCUCUGGUAUCGAGUGCUAAGCCAGUUUUUAAUGGAACUAGGGUACAAGUUGUCGGUUGGGUCGCCGUGUGUCUUCUUCAAGGAGAAUGAGCGAGUGGGCGUGCACGUGGGCGAUUUGUUGUACACCGGCAACCAGGAGAGCUUUGAAAAGUUUGCAGCAGCAAUGAAAUCGCGCUUCAACCUCAAGGAUUGGAAUGACGCACGCGACGGGCUGUGCUUCACAGGGCAGAACAUCGUGCACAGGGUCAACGGCGUGGAAGAAUCAACUUGGUGUCACAUGAAACCAAAGAUUGAAGAGAUGAAGUGUGCUCGCGACGACUUGCGAGCUGCUCCGGAACCAGGAAAGGAUGGACAUCGAGAACCGCUCAGUGCUGCAGAAGUCACCGCACUAAAAGAGAAGAGAGGUUCGCUGCUGUUCAUCAGUCGUUCGCACCCAGAGGCUCGCUUUCCUACUCGAUGUCUCGCGGUCGGAGCAGAUGUGCAGAAGGAUCUCAGGUGGACGGUCGAGCAGGACAACAUCACUCGACGGCUCGAACAAGAAUCGCCGGGAGUUGAGAUGGAUUUGAGCUACAAGGACGAGUACUUGUGCAUGGCACCAGAGAGAUGCAUCCUUUCAACAACCCACGAGUGA
Molecule: messenger RNA, 3105 nt
Organism: Amoebophrya sp. A25
Lineage: Eukaryota; Dinophyceae; Syndiniales; Amoebophryaceae
Source: the annotation of a GenBank genome assembly